AUGCCGAACGGCAGACGCACAGUGGUUGAGUUCUCACUCACCUCUUGUCCACUCGGUUCGACUCCUGUUGCCGUUCACUUCCACUCUUCAACCUCCCCUUGGCUUGGGGAGUUGGGGGACUACAUGAUCACCAUCGGCAUACGAUGGAAGACGUGCGUACUUGGGUCAGAACGCCGGAGCUCAAGGACAAGCAAGUCCCCAACCAAGAAGUCCCUUCUCGAUCUGUUUGUACCAUAUCUAACCCCUCACUCACGUUAUGGCACAUGGACCAUAAACAAGGCGGGGACCAGCUCAGUGGGCCAUGCCGAAAGGUUGAUCGGCAUACUCCACUGUUUCAUACUUGGUCGGCAAGUUGGAAAAGCACCUACAACUGGCACCCCCACCAACCUUCAGCACACAAUACCGAGCGACCAGUCAGCACAUUCGGCCGAUUCCGAUAGAUAA
Messenger RNA from Prunus armeniaca (apricot), 444 nucleotides. NCBI's taxonomy places the organism in Eukaryota, Viridiplantae, Streptophyta, Magnoliopsida, Rosales, Rosaceae. The record is from the annotation of a GenBank genome assembly.